Messenger RNA from Protobothrops mucrosquamatus (brown spotted pit viper), 1636 nucleotides. Its product is annotated as monocarboxylate transporter 2. Bases 68 to 1576 code for a protein of 502 amino acids. The transcript is spliced from 5 exons. The record is from RefSeq and is a predicted model, not a curated record. Gene Ontology annotation, cellular component: membrane. Gene Ontology annotation, biological process: transmembrane transport; monocarboxylic acid transport. Lineage: Eukaryota; Metazoa; Chordata; Lepidosauria; Squamata; Viperidae. Gene Ontology annotation, molecular function: monocarboxylic acid transmembrane transporter activity.
CUUCUGGCUGGCCUGAAGCAAGAGGGUUCCCAGAAAAGUGCUUAAAGGAACUUAAUUUAGUCUUGACAUGCCACCUCCAGCAGACACGGGUCUAGCACAUACCCCUCCAGAUGGCCAAUGGGGAUGGGCAGUGGUCUUUGGAGCGUUCAUUUCCAUUGGAUUUUCAUAUGCUUUCCCCAAAGGAAUAGCAAUCUUCUUCAAAGAAAUCCAGGAUUUCUUUGGUACAUCAUACAGUGAGAUUGCAUGGGUUUCUUCAAUUAUGUUGGCUGCUACAUAUGGCGGAGGUCCCCUUAGCAGUAUUUUGGUGAAUCGUUUUGGUAGCCGGCCAGUCGUCAUAUUUGGAGGGCUACUAUGUGGCAUAGGAAUGGUUUCAGCAGCAUUCUGCACCAGCAUUUUUCAACUAUACAUUUGUGCUGGACUCAUCACAGGACUCGGUCUUGCCCUGAACCUCCAGCCUUCAGUAAUCAUCAUUGGGAAGUAUUUCCUGAAAAGACGUCCCAUUGCAAAUGGACUUGCCAUGGCAGGAAGUCCCGUCAUGCUUUGCACCCUUGCACCCUUGAACCAGUUUCUUUUUGACACUUUUGGAUGGAGGGGGAGCUUUUUUAUUCUUGGGGCAAUCCUGCUGAACUGCUGUGUGGCUGGAGCUCUCUUCAGACCAAUUGGACCAACAUCUGAGAGGCAAAAAAAUAAAGACACAAAAGAAGCCAUAAGUGAAAAAGCUGAUGGAGGCAUUGCCGAAAUGGGGGAUCAGGAUAUGGAAACAAAGGAAGACAGAGAUUGUUGUGAAAACUUCAACAAGUUCCUGGAUUUAUCGCUUUUUAAGCACAGAGGCUUCCUGAUCUAUCUGAUAGGGAACGUGCUGAUGUUUUUAGGAUUUUUUGCACCGAUUGUCUUUUUGGCUCCUUAUGCAAAGCACCGUGGGAUCGAUGAAUAUUCUGCAGCUUUUCUCCUUUCCAUUCUAGCAAUAGUUGACAUGAUAGCCAGGCCAGCUACAGGGCUCAUUGCAAAUAGCAAAUGGGUGAGGCCAAGAAUUCAGUAUUUUUUCAGCUUCUCCAUUACUUUUAAUGGCGUUUGCCACCUGCUAUGCCCACUGGCAACAAGUUAUGUGGGCCUAGUCAUUUAUUCUAUCUUCUUUGGCCUGGCCUUUGGUAUGGUGUGUGCAAUGCUGUUCGAAACGCUCAUGGAUCUUGUUGGUGCCAGCCGUUUCACAAGUGCCGUAGGACUAGUCACCAUAGUGGAAUGUUGCACCAUACUACUUGGGCCACCUAUUGGGGGUACUCUUAUUGACACCUUUGGAGACUACAAAUACAUGUUCAUUAAAUGUGGGGCAGUGAUGGUCUUGGCUGGGAUAUUCCUCUUCAUUAUGAAUUACUACAACUACAGAAUGCUUGCAAAAGAAGAGAAGAAAAGGAUGCAGGAAGAUGGAGAAAAGAAAUAUCAUGAGCCUGCAAGGACAGAAAGUGAUGAAGAAAACUUAAAAGCAGUAGAAAAAAUCCAAGAUGUUAAUGAAACAGCUCCUUUGAAGAGUGAUGAGAAUGGACUAAAGAAUGGGGCAAGCAUCCCAACUGAAACCUAAAUCUAAUUCAGAGUUUUCUGAAUGGAAAAUUGUUCCUUAAAAUGACUAAAAAUAUACAGG